AUGCACCCGCUCUGGAGGAUGGAUCACGUUUUCAUCUACAUCAACGCAGCCCUGUUGUUUUAUUUUAGCUAUGCCAGCCUGUUCCUCGUGGAGGCAGACAGCCCGUCCGCCCCAGUCAAUGUCACAGUCAAACAUCUGAAGGCCAACUCGGCUGUUGUGACCUGGGAUGUUCUGGAGGAUGAAGUUGUUAUUGGAUUUGCAAUCUCCCAGCAGAAGAAGGAUGUGCGGAUGCUGCGCUUUAUCCAAGAGGUGAACACUACCACCCGCUCGUGCGCCCUCUGGGACCUGGAGGAGGACACCGAGUACAUUGUGCACGUCCAGUCCAUCAGCAUCCAGGGCCAGAGUCCAGCCAGUGAACCAGUCCUCUUCAAGACCCCCAGGGAAGCCGAGAAGCUGGCUUCAAAGAAUAAAGAUGAGGUGACGAUGAAGGAGAUGGGGAAGAACCAGCAGCUGCGAGCUGGGGAAAUUCUCAUCAUUGUCGUGGUGUUAUUCAUGUGGGCAGGAGUGAUCGCCCUGUUUUGCAGGCAGUAUGACAUCAUCAAAGAUAACGAACCAAAUAACAACAAGGAGAAAGCCAAGAGUGCGUCUGAGAGCAGCACUCCGGAGCACCAGAGCGGAGGGCUCCUGCGCAGCAAGUUUCCAAAAAACAAGCCUUCAGUGAAUAUCAUCGAAGCAUGA
This is a messenger RNA of Emys orbicularis (European pond turtle), 678 nucleotides long. RefSeq names its product fibronectin type III domain containing 5 (gene FNDC5). The transcript is spliced from 6 exons. Gene Ontology annotation, biological process: positive regulation of brown fat cell differentiation. Gene Ontology annotation, cellular component: extracellular region; plasma membrane. The record is from RefSeq and is a predicted model, not a curated record. NCBI's taxonomy places the organism in Eukaryota, Metazoa, Chordata, Testudines, Emydidae. Gene Ontology annotation, molecular function: protein binding. Bases 1 to 678 code for a protein of 225 amino acids.